Molecule: messenger RNA, 4315 nt
Organism: Solea solea (common sole)
Lineage: Eukaryota; Metazoa; Chordata; Actinopteri; Pleuronectiformes; Soleidae
Gene: snx17
Product: sorting nexin 17
Exons: 15
Coding region: 767-2185 (472 amino acids)
Biological process (GO): intracellular protein transport; signal transduction
Cellular component (GO): early endosome
Molecular function (GO): phosphatidylinositol binding
Source: RefSeq, a predicted model, not a curated record
GAUGGGCCAGUAGACAGAGCGAACACAGAAUUCCGUGAUGUAGGUCGUGGAUUUGCCUUUUCUGCGAUUUCUGUGACAUUUUUUCUCAGCGUGGGCUUCGUCAGGUUUUCUUCAGCAAGUGUAGGAGAAGAAAAAGACAAGAACAACAAAAAACAAGUGCAACUGCUGCUCGUUUCAUGUGUCGGAAGGUUGUUUUUUUGAGUGGCUCUGACUGCGACGGUGUGGGCUUUUGCAAGAACCAACAACUGCACCUUUGAUCCCAAACUGUGGUCGCGCCAGUGAAGUGAAACACCCGUGAAUUGUCACAGUGCGUGUUAUUACCAAACUUAUCACGGGCCACUUAAAAAGUGGGUGAAAACAGACAUUUUAAUGGCAGCAGUGAAUGUGUAAUUACUUAACACUUGCAACAUGGCUGCUGCGGGGACAACAGCGAGAAAAGUUUAACACUGACGUGGGAGAAGUUUUACGCGAAAGCUCGCUGCUUUAUGAGUUGUCGUGUGGAUAAUUAAGUCGUCCACAGUCUCGCUUCUGUCUGGUUCCGCUUUUCCCGGACUCACGAACCAGUGGAUGAACCGUGUGGGAGCCUCCUCCUCCUCCUCCUGCUGCUGUGUCCUCACCGCCGACAGUCACUGCAGUGGACUUUUCUGUGGGGAAACUGUGGUGUCUUCUUCUUUUUCUUCUUCUUCUUUCCCAUCGGAAGCUGCUGAGGAACUGUCGUCUGCCUCCCGGUUUGUGUGUCGAGAUUAAACCCCAUUAAAUCCAUAAAAUGCAUUUUUCCAUACCUGAAACGGAGGUGCGCUCGGGGGAAAAUGGAUCGAACUAUGUGGCUUACAACAUCCAUGUCAAUGGGGUCCUGCACUGUCGGGUACGCUACAGUCAACUGCUUGGCCUCCAUGAACAGAUAAAGAAAGAAUAUGGCAGCAAUGUGGUGCCUGCUUUCCCCCCAAAGAAGAUCUUCACACUGACUCCUGCUGAGGUCGAACAGAGACGGGAACAGCUGGAGAAAUACAUGCAGGCUGUACGCCAGGAUCCUUUGCUUGGAGCCAGUGAGCUGUUCAACAGCUUCUUAAGGAAAGCACAGCAGGAGACGCAGCAGAUUCCCACAGAAGAAGUUGCGCUCGACAUCUGCCUCUCUAACGGUCAGAAGGUUACUGUCAACAUUCUGACCUCAGAUCAGACGGAGGAUGUCCUUGAUGCUGUUGCAACAAAGCUUGACCUUCCAGAUGACCUUGUGGGUUAUUUCAGUCUGUUCCUCAUCCGUGAGGGUGUGGAUGGAGGUUUAACAUUUGUGCGGAAGCUGCAGGAGUUUGAGCUGCCUUACGUAUCCAUCACCAGCUUGCGGAACUCUGAAUUUCACAUACUCCUACGGAAAAGCUAUUGGGACAUGACCUAUGAUGGUGAUGUGAUGGACAACAGAGUUGGACUGAAUUUGCUGUAUGCCCAGACAGUAUCUGACAUUGAGCGAGGCUGGAUACUCGUCAACAAAGACCAGCACAGACAACUCAAAUCACUGCAGGAGAAAGGCUCGAAAAAAGAGUUCAUCCAUCUAGGUCAGACACUGAAAUAUUAUGGCUAUAUCAAGUUUGACCCAUGUAUCACCGACUUCCCGGAAAAAGGCUGCCAGGUCAUCGUCAGUGCCGGCAACAACGAGCUCAACUUCCACGUCAAGCUUCCCAACGAGCAGAUGAAGGAAGGAAGCUUCAAGGUCACGCGAAUGAGGUGUUGGCGAGUCACGUCUUCGCAAGUCCCGAUAGCCAAUGGUACAACCAAUUCCUGCAGCUCGGCUAAAUGCGAGGUCAAGCUGGAGCUGGCGUUUGAGUAUCUGAUGAGCAAAGACCGCCUUCAGUGGGUCACCAUCACCAGUCAACAGGCUAUUAUGAUGAGUAUCUGCCUUCAGUCAAUGGUGGAUGAAUUAAUGGUGAAGAAGUCGGGCGGCAGCAUCAAAAAGAUGCUGAGGAAACGACACAAUGGCUCCAUCCACCGAACUGACAGUCAGCAAGCUGUGAAAUCUCCCCCUCUGCUGGAGUCCCCCGACCAGAACCGUGAACAAAUCGUCAAACUCUCAACCAAGCUGAGCUCGGUGUCCCUGCGUGGGAUCAGCGCGUCCAACUCGGCAAACGACAUCAGCGGCAACGAUUUCCACGGCAACUAUGCUUUUGAGGGAAUCGGGGACGAUGACCUGUAACCCCUCCCUUCCUCUCCCAUCCCUACACCCCCCCAACACCCCCCCAACCCCUCUUUCAUUCCACUUUCAACAACUGGGAUGACAAUUAUGAGCUGAGCUGAGCCGAGCCGAGCGAAACCACACACACACACACACACGAGUGUCCGAUUCUGCAAGAUUGUAGCGUCUUCUCGGAGAAAUCGCUGCCUUAAGCUCUCGUUUUAACAUUUGUUUUAAACUUAAGCUCGUUUUUUUUUUUAGUUCCAAAAAAAUCAUAUCUACUUAUAUUUUUAUUGAAAGUGGCGGCGAGAUACUGCGUAAAGCUACAGGUACUCGGAGGUCUGAGGAAGUUCUACGUCUGUUUGACUCACGCGGUUCACUGUGUCAUUGACAGUAUGUGCGGAGUUACGCUAAAUCUAUAUAAAUAACGUAUAAAUAAGAAAUCCUGCUAGAUGUAGAUCCCGGAUUCUCUCCCCCUCCCUCCCGAGCGGCUGCAUGUUCCUCUGCAACCAGAGAGAGUUAGACCUGGUACUCGUGAUUAAAAAAAACAAAAAAAACAAACGAACAACACAACCGGACGUGGAGAGAGUCGAGAGUCUGUGUUGACGUUGAUCUCAGAACUGUAGACCUUUUCAGUGCUUAUUUACUAACACAGCUUGGCUAAAUACCAAAAUGUCAUAUUUUUAUACCGUCAGUGUGUGUGCCAUGCUUUCUCUCUGUUAUGUGCCAAGUCUGUAGAUAUCUGAACCAGAAAACCAGCGGUGUUCGCAGUCACUCAUGCUGCCUUCAGAAGUUUAGUCUGAUGCCUUAACUGUUUCAUUUCUCUGCCUCGCGCAUCACCUCGUCAUUCAACAUGAGAUUUUUUUUUUUUUAGAGUUUUAAAUAAGCGCUGUUCGUCGUCGUCGUCGGUGUCAGUCGUUACCUAGAAUCUUGCAGAACUUAAGAGAUGAUUGAUUUGGCCCGAGCUGCUUGCACUUCUUGCUGAACCCAUCAUUUUUGCACAGUAUUACAGGUGGAGAUGAAUGUUUGGAGUGGAAGCGUGAGAACAUUUUGUGGAGAUUUUUAUUUUCCCGAGGGGGGCUCUGUGUAAAAAUCCAUCUGUGAUUUUUUUUGUUUUUAAGAAAUAUUUUAAGGUUUCUCAUAAAUGCCAAAAUUAUAGUUUACUAAAGCAUUUUGCACAAAAUAAACAAAAAAUUAUGACAGUGUCACUUUUUAUAUUAUGUACAUGCAAAUAAGUAUUCUGAACAUUUACUACUAAUAUCUCUAUCCUCAUAGCUUGUUGUAAUCAAAAUAGAUCAAGUGUAAUCUAAGCUGUGUAGAACAAAAACAAGUUUAAACGGACUAACAUUUAUUAUCAUUGUUUACAUCAAUGUUUUAGUUCAAAUGGAAAGUGUUUACAAAUUUUGCAUCUGAUAUUUCUUCGUCUUGUUCUUGUGGAGCGAGGGAUGGCGGAGCAUUUCCGGGGCUCCAGUACGAAACAUUGUGCCAAUCAUCUCUGACGAUUUAGCUUAAAUAAAAAAAAUAAAUAAAAAAAAAGGUGCUUGGAUGAAACGGCUAAUGCCAUUUCCUGGUGUGUCGUGUAUGAUGGGCCACGUAACAAAAUGAUCAUAUCCGCUGUUUUAGAGGUCGUGUCAUUCCAUUUUCGCUGUUAAGCUUCAUUUGUUUUUUUAAUUUCUUUUGCAUCUCAUUGUUUUUGAAGCCUCUAAAUGUAAAUCAGUGCCAACCUGUCAACAGCUUUACUGGUAGCCACAACUGUAAACAAAAAUGUUCUCAAUGUAAAUGUCUUGUUCUGUCACUGUUCUGUCAAUUCUUCAUUUGUAUUUUUAUUUUAUUUUUUAAAUAGAGGGAUGACUGAGGACACCAGCCAUGUUUGUCGUCUCUCUUCCCGUCAGUACCAAGUACGUGGAAGCCCCAAGGUCCUGGGUGUUAAAUGUGUAGGUGCCAAAUUACACGUCAAGUGCAUUAACAUCCGCAUCGCUGUUUAACUAAAUGUCAGAUUCCAUGAAGACUGCAUUGACUUGAUUCAUUUCACUGCUCUUCGUUUGAUUCUAGUGUUAAGGUUCAGCGACAACUGUCCCAUCUGUUUGUCCUGAUGCAAAAAUAAAUCCUGAAAUGAGACGACCUUGUGGUUCUCAGUCAGUCGUCAGUUAA